AUGGUUCAGGAGAGUAUCACCGUCAAGGUGCGGCCGCUAUCCCACCCCUCCCUCGAGAAGAAGAGCCUUCUCGGCGCCGCCCGCCUCUACGUGAGCAAAGACUCACUCAUUGCCCUGACCAACGGCCUCGAGAGCAGACCAUGCGUGGUGGAAAGAGUCCCGCUCGACGGCGACGAUGAGUCUGAUCCGAUUCGUCGGGAAGCUUCACUAUGCGUCCUACCAGAAAAGAACCUCAGCCCGAAUGUGGUUAUGAUGACGCGGGCCUUUCAGGACGCAACGGGGUUUCGUGUCGGCGACCAGGUGCGCAUCGUGCUGAGAGCGGCGACACCAGACGUGGAAGAGGUCGUCGUUCGGGAUCUGAGCGAAUCCGAGGCGGAUGUGACGCCGACGCUGUAUCCGAUGGACUGGAGGGUGGUGUUAAACGCCGUCAUGAACGAUGCGGAGCAAAUAUUUCCCGGAAUGGUCUUUGACGGUGUGUCGUUAGCUAAGGUGCGUCGCAACUUCAAGGUCCUCCGCGUCAACGGGCAGAGCCAUAUUCUCGGCCGCUUUCGCCCCGGCACCAGCGCCAUUCGCAUCCUGUCACCCGGCGAGGACGACGUGGCCGCCGCCGUCGAAACGCCCGGCGGAAGGCUCCUCGUCACCGACCUCCCUGGGCUGGCGGACCAAGUCGCUCCACUCAACGCAUUUCUUCGGCGCUUUGGCCGGCCCUUUUGGGUCCGGCGCGACUUCAUUUCGUGCGCCUUUGUCGUGCACGGCGCACGCGGCCUGGGCAAGACAAUGAUCCUGAACCGGCUGGCCGCCACGGGCUGGGGCGCGGUGCACUGGAUCCCGUCGUCGGUCAAGCCGUCGGCCCUGCGCGAGACGUUUCGGCAGGCGUCAGCCGGCGGCCGGCCAACCAUCAUUCUGCUCGACGAGCUCGAGGUCUUACUUGCCAAGGACCGCGUGCACCACGACGCCAUUGUUGAGACGCUCGCGGGUGAACUCGACGCGCUGGCCGAGCGUGCAGUCAAUCAACAGCGCCUGCCGCCUGUCGUCGUCGUGGCCGCCUGCCUUGACUAUGCGGCCGACGUGCCGGCCAGGCUGCAAAAAUUGACGCGCCUGAGCCGGAAUAUCAUGCUGCGGUUACCGCGUGCGGCGGAGCGGAAGGAGAUUCUCGAGUUUCUGGAUCCACCGCUGCGGGAGGCGGAGCGCGAAGCCUGCCUGGCGAGCCUCGCAUCAGAGACGCACGCCUUUAGUGGCAAAGACCUGGCGAUCCUGGUGCAGACGGCUACUGACAUGCUCGACACCCGGCUGGAAAACGAGGCCGAAGACGCCGCCGGGCGCAGCGGAGAUGAGACGGAGGAGGUGGCUCGUGCGGUGCACUACUUGGAAGUGUCCGACAUGGAAUUGGCGCGGCGACUGACGAUUCCGACGGCCAUGCACGACAUCAACCUCUCCAGGUCGACCAUUCAUUGGAACGACAUUGGCGGCCAAGAUGACCUUAAAAAGAUCCUUUCACGGAUGAUUAAAAACACAAAGCUAACGAGCUUUGAACAGGACAUGACUCCUGCCAGCCGCCGCGUGCUGCGCAGGCCGCCCAAGGGCCUGCUCCUGUACGGUCCCCCCGGAUGUUCCAAGACGCUCUUAGCACAGGCCCUGGCCAUCGAGUCGUCUUUUAACUUUUUCGCCGUCAAGGGGCCCGAGCUUCUCAACAUGUACGUCGGCGAGUCGGAGCGCGCCGUGCGCACCUUGUUUGAGCGCGCCCGCGCCGCCUCCCCGUCCAUCAUCUUUUUCGACGAAAUCGACUCCAUUGGCGGGCGGCGCAACGGCGGCGACGGCGGGGCCGCCAGCCGCAGCACCUCGUCGGUCAACAUCCUUACGGCCCUGCUUACGGAAGUAGACGGCUUCGAGAGGCUCCACGGGGUGCUCGUGGUGGCGGCCACAAACCGCCCCGACGCCAUGGACCCGGCGCUGCUACGGGCCGGCCGUUUCGACAAGAUCAUGUACGUGGGCCCGCCCGACGAGGCCGCGCGCGCCGCCAUCUUUGCAGUGCACCUGAGGGGUCUCUCGCUCGCGGCCGACGUCGACUGCGCGGAGCUGGCGCGCCUCGCCGAGGGCUUCUCGGGCGCCGAGAUUGAGGCCAUCUGCACGACGGCGGGCACGGCGGCGCUGGAGCGCUACGAGGACGCCGUCGAGACGGGAGGAGAGGCAAAGCAAAUGGAAAUCACGAUGGAGGACCUGAGGGCGGCGCUGUGCGCGACACCGAAGCACAUCACGGAGGAUAUGAUAAACGAGUACAAGAAGUGGUCGCAAAAGUUUAUCGCAAAGAAAUAA
Beauveria bassiana ARSEF 2860 is the source of this 2313-nucleotide messenger RNA. RefSeq names its product ATPase protein. The record is from RefSeq and is a predicted model, not a curated record. Gene Ontology annotation, cellular component: cytoplasm. The transcript is spliced from 3 exons. NCBI's taxonomy places the organism in Eukaryota, Fungi, Ascomycota, Sordariomycetes, Hypocreales, Cordycipitaceae. Gene Ontology annotation, molecular function: ATP binding; ATP hydrolysis activity. Bases 1 to 2313 code for a protein of 770 amino acids.